Messenger RNA from Medicago truncatula (barrel medic), 655 nucleotides. RefSeq lists its product as uncharacterized. Lineage: Eukaryota; Viridiplantae; Streptophyta; Magnoliopsida; Fabales; Fabaceae. The transcript has a single exon. The annotation marks the transcript as partial. The record is from RefSeq and is a predicted model, not a curated record. Gene Ontology annotation, molecular function: acyltransferase activity, transferring groups other than amino-acyl groups.
UAUCUUAGCCAUCAUCAACAUAUUUUGGUCAUGGCAAUAGAUCAUGAGUCAAGGAUUACUCUCCGGCCAUUCAAAGAAAGUGAUGCUGACGAUGUGUUAUUGUGGGCAAGUGAUGAAAGAGUCAUGCAAUAUAUGCGAUUGGAGUUAUGUAAAUCAAGGGAACAAGCUUCGAAUUUCAUAAAAAAUGAUUGCAUUUACCCAUUCCAACAAUCAAUAUGUCUUAAUGAUCACUCUAUUGGAAUUGUUUUUGUCCUUCCUUAUCCUGAUGCAAAGUUUAAAGCAGAUUUAGGUUAUGCUAUUGGGUUUAACUAUUGGGGCCAAGGUGUAGCCACCAAAGCAGUGAAGAUUCUUUUGUCUUGUGUAUUCCAAGACUUUCCUGAUUUGGUAAGGUUGCAGGCUAAUACUCGUCCAGACAACAUAGCUUCUCAAAGACUGUUGGAAAAGGUUGGUUUCCAAAGGGAGGGAUUGUUCAGAAAGGGUAUUUAUAACAAAGGGAAUGUAGAGGAUUUCUGUAUUUUUAGUUUCUUGUCUACCGAUGAAAUUCCUCAUGCUAAGGGUUGAUUAGUUAUUGUUUGUAGUAAUAGACCACUUUCUCUCAAAAGUUACGUUGUUGUUUUGAAUGUAUUAUAUCAAUUUGAAUGAAUGAAUAUUAUUA